UAAUUACAGCCAAUUGCAAUAUGGCUACAAAUCUUGAUCCACACACCAAUUUUUCCCGAGCUUGUCGGGCCAUUGUUGACCUCAAUACUGACAUAUUAAGGGAUGAGCUGGAUUCUCACGUCACACCAUCAGACAUAGCCAACAGAGCUACUGCCUGUACCAAACUACCAAGCCUCCGACCAGAACAAUUAAUGGACAGCAAUCAACAACGCCGCCACUAAAGGUUCCUACGAAGAUUUCGACAGCUCUCUGUUGUACAUCAUGAUAAGAAAUUUAUGCUCACUUCCGCCACCUAAACUUGGAUGGAACAAAAAGCCUCUUGCGACAGAUGUCUCAGUGGCAGCAGAUGUAGAAAGGAUCCGCUUCUACAGAAAUGAAGUUUAUGGACAUACCACUCGUGCGGAAAUAUCAAAUGCUGAUUUUCGAGUAAUAUGGUUGGAUCUCGAAAAGAUAUCUGACAGAUUUGACAUAAACAGACCCGGAAAAAACUAUAAAAAGAAACUGGUCGACUUGAGCCAAUGCUGCAUGGAUGAAGAGAUGAGGAAAGUCAUGGAGGAGAAAUUGAAGUCAAGUACAUUGUUAGAGGAAGAAAAGAAGCAACGGCAUUUGGUUGAUGAUUGGAAAAUCCACGACAAAAGAUUCGCCGAGACGAGGGCUUGCAGAGCUGUCAGAGAAGAACUGAAGACAAAUCAAAGUACUGAGAGUACUGAUAGGCGGAAGCAUGUUUGCAAGUUCUCAUGUGCAAAACUUUAA
This is a messenger RNA of Saccostrea cuccullata (small rock oyster), 753 nucleotides long. RefSeq lists its product as uncharacterized. NCBI's taxonomy places the organism in Eukaryota, Metazoa, Mollusca, Bivalvia, Ostreida, Ostreidae. The record is from RefSeq and is a predicted model, not a curated record. The coding region runs from base 262 to 753 and encodes 163 amino acids. The transcript has 4 exons.